Molecule: messenger RNA, 1023 nt
Organism: Salmo salar (Atlantic salmon)
Lineage: Eukaryota; Metazoa; Chordata; Actinopteri; Salmoniformes; Salmonidae
Product: phosphoglycerate mutase 2-1 (muscle)
Biological process (GO): glycolytic process
Molecular function (GO): intramolecular phosphotransferase activity
Source: RefSeq, marked provisional
UAAGGGAGGGCCGUGUCUCGUGUGUUUGGUAAAGGAAUUUAAAGCAACACUGCAAGCAUGACUACUGCCCAUAAGUUGGUGAUCGUCCGUCAUGGCGAGAGUGAGUGGAACCAGUACAACAAAUUCUGUGGUUGGUUUGAUGCCGACCUCAGCGAGAAGGGCCUGGAAGAGGCCAAACGUGGUGCCAAGGCCAUCAAGGACGCCGGAAUGAAGUUUGACAUCUGCCACACCUCCGUGUUGAAGCGAGCAGUCAAGACCCUGUGGACCAUCAUGGAAGGCACAGACCAGAUGUGGCUGCCCGUGUACCGCACAUGGCGUCUGAACGAGCGCCACUACGGCGGCCUGACAGGUCUCAACAAGGCCGAGACAGCCGAGAAGCACGGAGAGGAGCAGGUCAAGAUCUGGCGUCGUUCCUUUGACACCCCCCCUCCCCCCAUGGAACACGACCACGCCUUCCACAAGAUCAUCAGUGAAUCACGGCGCUACAAGGGCCUGAAGCCCGGGGAGCUGCCCACAUGUGAGUCCCUGAAGGACACUAUUGCCCGUGCCCUGCCCUACUGGAAUGAUGUCAUCGCACCUGAGAUCAAGGCUGGCAAGAACGUCAUCAUCGCUGCCCACGGCAACAGCCUCCGCGGAAUUGUCAAACACUUAGAGGGCAUGUCAGACGCUGCCAUCAUGGAGCUGAACCUGCCAACAGGUAUCCCCAUUGUGUACGAGCUGGACGCGAACCUGAAGCCCGUCAAGCCCAUGGCUUUCCUGGGAGACGCUGAGACUGUGAAGAAGGCCAUGGAGGCCGUGGCUGCCCAGGGCAAAGCUAAGAAGUAAGCCAGCCUGGAGACAUCAAGAGGAGAAAGAAAAAAAGUGACUGUCCCUCCCCCCCGCACAAGCCUUGUCCACUCACCCAAACACACAAACACACACACACUAUUGUGGAGUGUCACAGUCCCACUGUAGGUGUUGGUGAAGCCCUGUGUUAAGGGCACAACAGUCUGACACAACAAAUAAAGAAAACACCUUUUUGUG